This is a messenger RNA of Fusarium graminearum PH-1, 600 nucleotides long. RefSeq lists its product as uncharacterized. Bases 1 to 600 code for a protein of 199 amino acids. Lineage: Eukaryota; Fungi; Ascomycota; Sordariomycetes; Hypocreales; Nectriaceae. Gene Ontology annotation, molecular function: GMP kinase activity. The transcript has 2 exons. The record is from RefSeq and is a predicted model, not a curated record. Gene Ontology annotation, cellular component: cytosol.
AUGACGACUUCUACGACCCAUCAAGACAUGGACAAGGACAUGGACAUUAACGACUCCAGUACCUCUUCCUUGUCUCUCGACGCCUCACUGGAAGCGUUCCCUAAUACCCGCCCUAUCGUCGUAUCAGGGCCCUCGAGGGCCAGCCUUGGAGAGGUAGAGGGUACCACGUACAACUUUGUUUCGCAUUCUACCUUUGCCCAAAUGAUCGAAACGGGUAGUUUUAUCGAGUACACUGUUGUCCGUGGAGACUACUACGGUACAAGCAGAGAUGCCGUCACGGCUCUUCAAAGAGAAGGAUCCAUCGCCCUUCUCGAAGUCAAUGACCAAGGAUCCCGGGCUAUUGCGAAGGCUCAAGGUAACAAUGCCCGCUUCGUUUACAUUACGCCUCCGACCUUUCACGAGUCAGAGUACCACCUAGGAGCUAGACGCAUGAGGUGUAGACCAAUUAGGCAAAAGCUUAUCUACAACCCCAAAAGCGAUCAGACAUGUCCAGUUCUUGGCAUUCGUAUCUCCAAUGCUGAUCUGGACCAGGCUCAAAAGGAGUUAGAAGAGUUUGUAUUUUUUACACUAUUGGACGAACCGGCUCCCACUUGGUCAUGA